Mycena citricolor is the source of this 4839-nucleotide messenger RNA. The record is from the annotation of a GenBank genome assembly. Lineage: Eukaryota; Fungi; Basidiomycota; Agaricomycetes; Agaricales; Mycenaceae.
GCGCUCACUUCGCUGUCAGAACAUUUCUCACGUAACCUGUUACGUCUUGUCUUCAAGUCUGGCAAACGUUCCCGCGACUGAAAGGGGAGCUAGGGACCACCAACAUCCGCGCCAAAACAACUUGAAGCCUGAGGACGACAAAUUUCCCGCCGCCUCAAGUACAGCGCUCCCCUCUCCUUCCGAAUCUAUCAGACCCAGAACGCCCACGGCAAUGGCGCCCCUUUCGCCCACCUACGAUCGCCUUGAAGCCGGUCACCCGCCCUCGAAACAAAAUCCCAUGUUUCGUUUUGGUUGGAAGAAAUUCUCCAUGGGCGCCGCUGCGCUCUUAAUAUUCGUCUGGUUGUUCGUUCCUAGAGAGAAACUGCCGAACAGUUUACCGAAGUGGGGAACGAGUGGAAAGAGUACUUCGUCAUACGAAUGGCCGACAACAACAGCAGGAGGUCCCGAUUCUUCUGGCAAGAAACCUUGCUGACCUAGGUCAAGAUCAUCAAGACGAAGACCUAGACCGCCCCAAGUCUCACCCGCAUUCCUUCGAAUCUGAUCCCGACCCAACCACCACCACAUACUGCACUCGCUCAUCCUCCUCAAAGAAGCCGCUUGUCCAAUAUGGUCUGAUGUUGGAUGCUGGGUCUACUGGCUCACGCAUACACAUCUACAAGUUCAACAACUGUGGACCUAUCGCAGCCCUCGAAUACGAAGUCUUCAUGCAAACCAGUCCACCUGGGCGUGGUCUAUCGUCUUUUGCAGGCCGACCGGAAGAGGCGGCCCGGUCUUUAGACAUGUUGAUGAACGAAGCCGUUCGCGUUGUUCCUAUCAGCAUGCACAAGUGCACUCCUGUGGCAGUGCGAGCGACGGCAGGUCUUCGAUUGUUACCCGGGAAGCAGGCGGAAGACAUUCUACAAGCAAUCGAAAAGAGGUUUAAAACGGCCUAUCCGUUUUCGGUUCCCAAGAAGGACGCUGUUACAGUGAUGAGUGGCGAGGAUGAGGCUGUGUUCGCGUGGGUCACGACCAAUUAUCUGAUGGGCACUUUGUCUGGUCCCUCUGGCUCUUCUGCGGGAACAGCUGCUGUGUUGGAUUUGGGCGGCGCUUCUACGCAGAUUGUGUUCUCGCCCUCGUCUUCCGUUCCGCUGACCGAGGGAGAACACAAAUAUGAGCUAGAGUUCGGAGGAAGCAAGCGGACACUGUAUCAACACUCUUAUCUGGGCUAUGGACUGAUGCGAGCGCGGGCCAGCGUACAUCGGGUCGUGGACUUUAUGGCUGACUUUACCCCGGGCAAGAAGACCAGUGUCGCAUCUGAUCAAACACCCUUGGUUGCGAAUCCUUGUCUUGCCCAGGGUACCGAGCGCCGCAUCGAACUGGCGUCACGCAACGUGACGAUGACUGGGGGCAAGGUUGGGUCGUUCAGCGGCUGCUCUCGCAUCGUCGAACUCGUGCUCGAGAAGGAUGCGCCCUGCGGAGUCACACCCUGUUCCUUUGGCGGUGUUUAUCAGCCCACGUUGGGGGAGGCUUUCCCCGCCAGCCAGGGCAGGGUGUUUCUGCUCUCGUACUUCUACGACCGAUACGCUCCUUUGGCAGAUGCGCCCCUCGGCGAUGCAGAUGCUCCUCUCCAGACCACGGUCGGUGUCUUCGCAGAGCUGGCCAAGUCGGUAUGCAUGGGCCACGGCGAAUGGAUGCGCCGAUGGGGCACCAAGCCUGCGGUCAUCAAGGAACUAGAGAUGCGUCCUGAAUGGUGUCUCGAUCUCACUUGGAUGCACGCGCUAUUGCAUGUCGGGUACGAAUUUACCACCGACCGAGCAGUACUCUUAGACAAGAAGAUUGCUGGAACAGAACUGGGAUGGGCUCUCGGAGCGGGAUUCAAGCUUGUCGGUGCUGCCGAUCUCCAGUGUCGUGUUUAGACCACGUCCCUGAAUUUACACCGUUCUUUUAGUUGGUCGAGGCCAGUCGAGGCUGCUUACUUGUGCGCUUUCGCACGGUUCAUCGGCUUACGGGCAGAUCUGAUCAGUAAUUGAGGCAGGAGCCUACAACUCCGAGAUCAACCAGGGCAGAGCGAAGGGUAAUCAUUGAACAAUUUCCCGAGGGCUCAACCCUCGAUAAGGCGUAGAGACAAGAUCUACCUUCGCACAGCCUAUGGGAUUGCCAUGCUAGGUGACGCUCCAGUCGACGACCAUGAGAGCCAGUGCUCCGGAAUUUCUCGUCCCAGGCCAACAGCCAAAUGUGCCUGAGGCCCUACGGAUGUUCGGGCCGUCAGAUCCUUGGUCACCCACGCAAGAAUCGGUACUUAGACUUAACCGAGAGAUGAUCGAGAGGAUGGGAAAUCGCAAAAGCAAAUUGCUGGCUCUGCUCUUUUUCCACGAGCCUGUCAUCAGCUUUGCGUCAGCCGCGCGUCAGCUGCAUUGUGUCGAGAGCACGGCCCAUGUACUGCCACAGCACGUCUGUGCCGAUUGAACUGAAUCGAACAGCCAUCAUGAGUGCUGUGCUGUCAUCAACCCCUCGUCAGCUUUAUUCUUGUUUAGGAAACUACACUGCGAUUUAGGCCAAUCCCAAGAUCCGAGGAUCUGCAAACUCUUGGUCAACACCGACCACUCGCAGACGGUGCCACGAUUGGGCAAGUUCCGACCGCUGAUACUCCGUUUCUCCGUACCAACCUGGCUUGGGAUGCGUCAGUCUUGUUUACUGGACACCGACUUCUCUGACAUCAAGUCUUCUGUGUGUACCCUGGAAUCUGAAAUCUGGGUUCCGUUUGUUCGAUAACCCGGAAAGAUGGUAUCAAAACAUGUAUGAAUUCCCGAUAUUCACCUCAGGUUCUAUUUUUAUCCGGGUCGAAAGGCUUGCGAGAGGCUGAAGAAUGAGGAAACUGCACUCUCUGGGUCUCUGAAGAGCUGGCAGGAUUCCUCUCGAUGACUCUGGGCUUGGAUAUUGUCGGUGAUGCGCCAUCACACCGCGCGGACCAUCUAUGACGCUUUACCGGCUACCCUUCGGCCCCCCGUCAAUCUGUAACUCUCCCCACGGCACUUACCCCGAUACCCCGGAGCCUGAACCCUAUUUAAGGGACGAUGCUCCACGUCUUUUCCCAGAGUUUCCCUCGACUUCCCGCUCAACUUCCAUCCAACUCGCUUCCAACACCUACUGAAUAUGGCUGGUGGUCCUUCUGGAGGAGAUGGUGCCGGUGUCGCGAAUGCGUCGCUCGGGUGGGCGAUCAUCAUGAGUGCCUUCGCCGCCUUUGGCGGUAUUCUCUUUGGAUAUGACACGGGGACGAUCAACGGAGUCAUUGCCAUGCAAGAUUGGCUCAAUGUCUUUGGUGACUAUGACCCGACGGGUGUUUUGGGCACCUCUACGCACGGCCGGUUCAUCACUACGUCCAACAAGAGUUUGGUGGUGUCCAUCCUUUCCGCGGGAACGUUUUUUGGUGCCCUUUUGGCCUUCCCUAUGGGCGACAAAAUCGGACGUAAAUGGGGCAUCGUAUACAGCUGCAUCAUCUUUUCUCUUGGAGUCGGUCUGCAACUCGAUACCCACUGGGCUACUUUCGUUGUUGGUCGGGUUAUCGCCGGUGUCGGUGUCGGACUGGUAUCGUGUCUAGUGCCGAUGUACCAGAGUGAAUGCUCGCCCAAGAGCAUUCGUGGGCUCAUUGUUGGCGGCUACCAGCUUGCGAUUACCAUCGGUGCGCUGUUCGCUGCGAUUGUUCUGAAUUCGACCAAGAAUCGCCCGAAUCAUUCGUCUUGGAGGACCCCUAUCGCAGUCCAAUUCGCGUGGGCUUUCAUUCUCGGUGGCGGCAUGGCUCUUUUGCCCGAAUCUCCUAGGUUCCUUGUGCACAAGGGUCGUCUCGACGAGGCCCGCCGUGCCAUGUCCCGGCUGACGAACACACCCGCCGACUCGACCGAGGUCGACCACGAGAUCAACGAGAUCAACGCUGCCCUGCACGAGGAGAAGUCUGCUGGCAGCGGGUCUUACCUCGACUGCUUCCGCAGCAACUCGCUCAAGUACAGCCUGCGCACCUGGACCGGCAUCCUUCUCCAAGGAUGGCAGCAACUGACCGGCAUCAACUUCAUCUUCUACUACGGCACGACAUUCUUCCAGAGCGCGGGGAUCAGCAAUGCCUUCAUCAUCACCAUCAUCACUGAUGUUGUGAACACUGCAAUGACGAUCGUCGGCAUCCAGUUGAUCGAUCGUGCUGGGCGACGCCGCCUUCUGCUCUGGGGUGCUGUGGGUAUGAGUUUUUGUGAGUUCAUCGUUGCGAUCGUCGGCGUUACUGCUGGCAAAACCACUGAUACAGGAGGAGCCGUCAACCUCGCAGCGCAGCGCGUCAUGAUCGCUUUCGUCUGCAUCUACAUUGCGUUCUAUGCCAUCUCCUGGGGACCUGUUGUGUGGGUCAUCACUGGUGAAAUCUCGCCCUUGAACAUCCGUGCCAAGGCCAUGUCUCUCUCUGUUGCCUCCAACUGGUUGUGGAACUUCGGCAUUGGAUACGCCACCCCGUAUCUCGUCGACACCUCCACCAAAGGCCAGCCCAACGGGGUGGCGACUGCCGCAUUGCACGUCAAGGUGUUCUUCAUCUGGGGUGCCACCUGUGCCUGCUGUGCAGUCUACACCUAUUUCUUCGUCCCCGAAACAAAGGGUCUUUCGCUGGAGCAGAUCGACAUGUUGUACGAGAACUCAAAUGCCCUGCAAUCGACCAAAUACAAUCGCGAGUUGCAAGCGGGAGAGCACAAUGAAAAGCACGAAACUUCGUCUCAUGAAGCGGCCAUGAAAAUCUAAGGAUGGAAUAACGUAUCUCUCUGCGAUGUAAUUUUUACGCUUGUCAUACUGUACCAUAGUCUAUCCUCAAUAAUGGCUUUGAAACUGUUU